UCGUAGUGUGCAGACAUGUCGGAGAAGUGUCGUGAGGAUUCUCAGUUUUCUACGCCUAAACGGCGCCAGAACGGGGCCUUUUCGGGAAUGUCGUUUUCCGGGAGCCCCCCCAUGACGGAUAAUACGCUAUACCCGUGGAACUGGGGAGAAAACGCGUGUAAAGUGGAGUUAAGUAGCCCGUGCUGCAGCGGAGGGAGCAACCCGUGCGAGAGCCCGGACCUGAGGAGCUGCGACUCGAAGCGCGGGCGGCCGAGGGCGGACGCCAUCAACACCCUCAUCAUCGAAGGAGCACAGUCGCCCAGCAGCAUCAAGUGCCCGAUUUGCAACCGAGUUUUCCCGAGGGAGAAGUCGCUGCAGGCCCAUCUCCGAACGCACACAGGUGAACGUCCCUACCAGUGUGACUACCCAGGAUGUACUAAAGCCUUUACCCAGAGUGGGCAGCUGAAGACUCACCAGCGCCUCCACACCUUUCUUCUUUUAUCUUAA
Penaeus indicus is the source of this 486-nucleotide messenger RNA. Its product is annotated as zinc finger protein 367-like. Gene Ontology annotation, molecular function: DNA-binding transcription factor activity, RNA polymerase II-specific; RNA polymerase II cis-regulatory region sequence-specific DNA binding. Gene Ontology annotation, biological process: regulation of transcription by RNA polymerase II. The coding region runs from base 16 to 486 and encodes 156 amino acids. Lineage: Eukaryota; Metazoa; Arthropoda; Malacostraca; Decapoda; Penaeidae. The transcript has 2 exons. The record is from RefSeq and is a predicted model, not a curated record.